This is a messenger RNA of Paramecium sonneborni, 381 nucleotides long. The record is from the annotation of a GenBank genome assembly. NCBI's taxonomy places the organism in Eukaryota, Ciliophora, Oligohymenophorea, Peniculida, Parameciidae.
AUGACGCAAAGAUUUAUUUGCUUUCUUUACUAUAAAAUUUAAGACUAGCUUUCUCUUCAUAUUAAUUAUGUUAAAUAUCUCAAUAGUACAAAGGAAUCUAAAAUCAAUGAAUCUUAUAAAAUUACAAUAGGCCAAACUUAAACUGCCUUUGAAAAUUUGUUAUAUAACAAAAUUAUCGGUAGAAUAUUGGCUAAACAACAUAUAAAUUUCUAUUCAAAAUAAGCACAAGAAUUAACUCUCCUAAACCCUUAUCUCUAACACUAUUAUAAUAAUAAUUAUUAUAGAAUUGUUGUUUCAUAUAUUAAAAGUGAUAAUUUGUAUUAUUUUAAAAAUCUAAAUCUAAUAUUCAUAAUUCAAAAACAAUAAAAGAUAAUGAAAUGA